Messenger RNA from Linderina pennispora, 604 nucleotides. RefSeq lists its product as uncharacterized. The record is from RefSeq and is a predicted model, not a curated record. Bases 30 to 530 code for a protein of 166 amino acids. The transcript has a single exon. NCBI's taxonomy places the organism in Eukaryota, Fungi, Kickxellomycota, Kickxellomycetes, Kickxellales, Kickxellaceae.
GACGAUUCCUUUUAGCCCAUGCUGUCAUCAUGGGUGCCCCAGUUGAACACAUUGGCUUGCUGAUCGGAAUGGCUAAUGGUUGCACGAUCAUUGGUGCCAUCCUGUUGCACCACUUUAUCAAAAACUACGGACAUUUGAACGGCAUGGUCCUCAUCCACUUGCUCGGAGGUCUCUCGACUAGCACAAUUUGGUACUCGGCAAAGGACUUUAAUGUUCUGGCAAUUUUUACCGCUAUAUUCUGCAUGUCAGUUGGCUCGAUCGUCCCUAUGUAUCCGAUGGGCAAGCUCGAGGAAAGCGAAAAGGAGAGCAUACUGUUAGGAAUGACCCAAGUCAUCAAAUGGGUGUUUCUGACCACCGCAGUCGCCAUUCCAGUCCUCAAGGUUUUUUACUUUGAAUGGGUCAUGAACUACCUGAGCACGUACUGGGUCAAACCCGCGGCGAUUCUGGUCACUAGCGGGUAUGUCACUGCCACGGUCGGCUUGUUUGUGCUGCGGUUCUCAAUGUCCCCUCACUUGAAAGCCAAGCUAUAAUUUAGUUUCUUCUAUUAUUUUCUUCGCCAUCAUUAGAAACAGUAGCCAUUAUUUUCUUCAUAUUUCCAAAACAU